Molecule: messenger RNA, 1264 nt
Organism: Papaver somniferum (opium poppy)
Lineage: Eukaryota; Viridiplantae; Streptophyta; Magnoliopsida; Ranunculales; Papaveraceae
Exons: 3
Coding region: 317-1264 (315 amino acids)
Source: RefSeq, a predicted model, not a curated record
CAGAAAUUCAAACACUAGGAGCUGCUGGUGACAAUACCUCUGAUAGAAUCGGGAAAAUGUCGAAAGAACAGAAAGAUCCGAAGAACUAGCGUCAUUGGCAGGAAUUGGGAAAACUGUCGUUGAAUUGGAUAGUCUGGAGCAUUACAAGAUUAAGUGUUUUGAAUUGUCUGUGGAGCUUGAGAAGAAGAAAGUGGAGUGCACCACACUCCAGAGUAAAUUGGCGGAGGUAGGAGAAACUAGAAAGACUUCUGUUGCAGAUGGGACUGACGGGACACCCACGGAUGCUACUGAAUGUUGGAGGAAACUGUUUUUUGAUAUGGCAGAAUGUGUACAGUCUCGCAUUUCGGAUUUGGAGAGCAUACUCCUGAGGAUGGAAAAUAAAAUUUCGACACUGGUGGGAUGUGUAGAGUCUCUCAUAAGGAGUGGAAAAGAAAAUUCAAUAUUAAGGUGUGUUGAACUGCGUGAUUCUGAAAAGAUAGAGUCCGGAGCGCAAGGUUCGCAAAAUGCCGUUACUCGAAGUGGUGAAAACCAAAUAGAUGAAAACAACAGGAGCAGACCUAAUGCUGAAACCAGCAGUGGAGGGAGGAAGGAUUUUCAUGUGUAUCAGUGUAAAGAGAAGGUGCUGAAUGUGUAUGAUGUUGGUAGUCUACAUUUAUCAAGUGGGGGUGAAAACGUUAAAGAAGGGAAGGGUUGCGGCUGUCCGGAGGAGAGACCAUCUCCACAUCAUCUGGAAAUGAGUACGCAUUCUUUUGUGAACUUGGUCUCAGAUGAUAACAGUGUUGAAAUUCUUGGGGAAUUUGAAGAUUCAGAUGGUUCUACUGAUUCAGAAGGUUCUCUUGGGGCCCUUAUGGACAUGCUGGCGAUGAAAUAUAGGAAUAGGAACGAAGACAAAGAUAUAAAAUGGAAGUUUGAGGCUGAUAUGCUUUCAUCAUUUGAAGAGGAUCCUGGGCUGUGUAUGAAAGCUGUUUGUGCUCUAUAUCGACAGCAGAUAUGUGAAGACAAAAUAUCAGACAAGGGGUUGUUCCAUAACAGCGAUGCACUCAGGUGUACUAGUUUGGCCAAGUUUCUAAUGGAUGAGGACUGCGAAGGUGGCCUGAACAAGUCUGUCGAAGAGUUGGAGAUAUUCGAUUCUAAUGCAGUUGACGACUGCAAGAGGCUGGCUAGAAGAUACUCUACGCAGUUAUUCAGUAUUUAUCAAAACGGAAAAGAUCCUUUUUUCCUUCCAGCUACAACUGCCAGCCAUGGAGAUGAAACCGCCAAGUGA